AUGUGUAGCCCCCCCAGUGCUUCAAGCCAAGUCGACAAGAUAACGUCGUCAACUUCCAACCACUUUACCAACAUUUUCCUCCCCACUCAGUCCCCCCCCUCCUCAGUUCUUCCUUCACAGGACGAUCUGAACUUCAGCACAGCUCCUAGCUCUCGCUCAAGUUCAAUCCGCACUCUCGCCAUUUCGGCCCAAGACUUUCCAGUCUUCACCACGGAUUCAACUCAGUCAACAUGGCCUCCCUCCAGUUCUUCCAGCCUGCCGGCACCAUCCGCGCAUCAGCAACCGCAAGUUCCACAAGUGAAUCUGCACCCUCAGCAGGACUUUGUUCUGUUCGAUACGCCAACGAAGCACCCUCAACCUAGACGCUCUGUCCACAGACCUUCCACCGGAAGCGUUCCCCAAUUGUCACCACAACUGCAACUGCAAUCUGCCUCUGCCUCGCCCUCUGUGCAGAAUCAGCGCGUGUCACAGUUAAUUCAAUCUACUGGCCAUAGCACUUCGUCUCCGGCUUACACCAAUCGGUUCAACUCUCCGCAGAACGCCCAGCAGUUCUACGCAUCCUCUGCUCCAACCUCGACUGUUGCUUUGAACCAGCAAGCUCGUCAAGCUCGCCCACCAGUUCCACUGUUUAAUCAGAGCACCGGUACCGUCCCGCGAAACAACCACAAAAUGAACGCGCAAGGUAAUUUGCCACCCUCUAAGCUUGCGCCCAAGCGCUCUGCGAGACACUGUAGCUCACAUGAUCCCGCAGAUUACGGUCUUGACGACUUCCCGGUCUUCGGGGACAGUGGCGUUGCCGCUUGGGACUCUCCGGCCUUCGACCUGACUGCUAGCGUCUCCAGUGUCGGUAGUGUCAGCAACAUGGGCACCGUGUCUCCUCAGGACUUGCUCCUGCAGGAGCCGUUCAUGUCUGCUCCCAACUCCACUGCCUUCACUGCCCUGACCUCGCCCUCUGUCUACAACGAGUCUCCCGAGUUCAACGACAGCUACGAUGUCUCCCCCAACUUUGGCAAUGCCGACUUCGAUGGCACCUCUGCUGCCGGUGGCGAAGGCUGGUUCUCAUUGUUCCCUGAGGGCUCUGCCGCCGCCUCUGCUGCUCCCCAGCCGCAGGCCCCCGUUGCCCAGACGCCUGCCCCUGUCGAGGACUCUCCUGCCUCCAGCUCUGAUGACCUGGAGGUUGUCGAGCGCAGCUCGGGACAUCAGCGACGCAAGUCUGGUAACUCUCCGUCUUCUCGACACUCUUCUGUCUCUGGCGUCAACUCUCGUCGCCGUGACAAGCCUUUGCCUCCUAUCAUUGUGGAGGAUCCCCAUGACACUGUCGCAAUGAAGCGAGCUCGCAACACUCUUGCUGCUCGUAAGUCUCGGGAGCGCAAGGCUCAGCGCUUGGAAGAGUUGGAGGAGAAGAUUGCCAAGCUCGAGGCAGAGCGCGACCACUGGAAGCAGAUCGCUCUCAACGGUCGCAGUGCUUAA
This is a messenger RNA of Thyridium curvatum, 1470 nucleotides long. RefSeq lists its product as uncharacterized. Bases 1 to 1470 code for a protein of 489 amino acids. Lineage: Eukaryota; Fungi; Ascomycota; Sordariomycetes; Thyridiales; Thyridiaceae. Gene Ontology annotation, biological process: positive regulation of cellular response to amino acid starvation. Gene Ontology annotation, cellular component: transcription regulator complex. Gene Ontology annotation, molecular function: DNA-binding transcription factor activity, RNA polymerase II-specific; RNA polymerase II cis-regulatory region sequence-specific DNA binding. The record is from RefSeq and is a predicted model, not a curated record. The transcript is spliced from 2 exons.